AUGACGUCACCGGGCAGCGACGAAGGGACCAGAACCCAGCUAACCGAACAGUUUCUGCGCAGGUCGCGCUGUGCGCACGCGCAAUCGGGCGCUUCCUUUUCCGCCGGGGGGGGCGGGGCCGCAGCGCCCGCGGGAAAAAUCGGGACGAACUUGGCUCUUAUGGCUGCGGAUACGGAGGAUUCGCUGAGCCUAGACCUGCAGCCAUGGAUUCGAGAGCUGGUCCUGGCGCCGGAGGAAGCCUCUGGUUCGCGGAUAGGGCAACUGCUCGAGGUGCUUCAGGAGGCAGAGACUCCAGACCCAUCCUGCGCCCCCGACAUGUCUGAUGUCUGGUCUGUGUUGCUUGUGUCCGACGGGACACACGCUAUCCGAUGCCUGUUGACGCGAAAAGCCAUGGACACCUCCGACUGGGAGAAGGAAUUCGGUUUCCAUGAGAUGAAAGGUCGAUUGCUGGUACUGAAUGACUUCGGGGUGCGAAUCCAGGUGGCCGAGCGCGGCGCAGCCUCCGAGUUCUACCUCCAGGUAGAUCGCUUCAGCCUGCUUCCUGAAGAGCUGCCUCUGGAGUUGGUUGCUAAUUGCAACCAGGACCGAGAUGUUCAGAAAAAGCUCCAUGAAUGCCUCGAGGAGCACCUGUCAGAGCCCACCUCUCCCGACACAGACAUGACACUGUCCCAGCUUCUGAAUGAGGUGGAGGAGGACCAAGAGCAUCCGGAUAGGCAAGUGUGCCAGGCUGAGAAUUGCCUGAUGCUGGCCGGCCCUGGAACAGCACCCCAACUGACUCGCUGGGCUGCCUUACGCUGCAAGUUCACGGGUGAAGCUGUGUACUCUGUUCCCGGUCCAUGGCUGCACAUCUCUAAGAAUGAACAAAUAAUCCUGAACUUUGCCAGGCAAGGCCCUGACCUGCUCUCACCAGACUCAUCUCUGCAGGAUUUAUCUCUGACUCUGACUUCCUCCUCUUCUUCCUCACCCAGUUCCACAGACCCAGUUCAGGGGGAUAACUCCCUGUCCUUACUAGCCAUCUGCCCACUCCCCUCCAGCCAACCACACUCAAGGUCCCCACAACCUAGCUCUGCACACAACUCCCCACCUCUAAGCUGUUCUUCUAGUCUCUUGUCCCUUGACCAUGUUCCCAGUCCACACCAGGCCUGUAUAACCAGGGCUCAGAAACGUGGUCUGGAAUUCAAGGGGAAAGGCCAGAAUCCACAGCUGCCUUCCAGGACAAGCACUAUCAAAGGAGCCCUGGGCCCCAAAACUACCUGGAGUCCCCCAAAGAGGCACCGUGAUGGUUCUCCCUUCCAAUAUGUGUAUCCACCACCUUGCACUUCUCUCUGUGCCCAGGUCCAAGCUGUCAGGCUCCCUUCUGAGCUUGUGGCCUGGGCCUUGCACUUUGUGUCGGAGCCACCACCAGACUCUGAGCCAGUGCAGAUGUGA
Elephantulus edwardii (Cape elephant shrew) is the source of this 1428-nucleotide messenger RNA. It is a transcript of the gene ACD, whose product is annotated as adrenocortical dysplasia homolog (mouse). Gene Ontology annotation, cellular component: chromosome, telomeric region; telomerase holoenzyme complex; shelterin complex. The transcript has 14 exons. The coding region runs from base 1 to 1428 and encodes 475 amino acids. The record is from RefSeq and is a predicted model, not a curated record. NCBI's taxonomy places the organism in Eukaryota, Metazoa, Chordata, Mammalia, Macroscelidea, Macroscelididae. Gene Ontology annotation, biological process: telomere maintenance via telomerase; telomere capping. Gene Ontology annotation, molecular function: telomeric repeat DNA binding.